Molecule: messenger RNA, 4133 nt
Organism: Chaetomium fimeti
Lineage: Eukaryota; Fungi; Ascomycota; Sordariomycetes; Sordariales; Chaetomiaceae
Product: P-loop containing nucleoside triphosphate hydrolase protein
Exons: 2
Coding region: 307-4020 (1237 amino acids)
Biological process (GO): actin filament organization; endocytosis; vesicle transport along actin filament
Cellular component (GO): cytoplasm; vesicle; myosin complex
Molecular function (GO): ATP binding; actin filament binding; microfilament motor activity
Source: RefSeq, a predicted model, not a curated record
GCCUUUCGUCACUGCGCAGAAGGGGCUCCAUCCUGUAAGGAGAACCAUCAGGCACCGUUGGCCCCAGGGAUUACCUCCAGGGCUCUGAAAGAAAGGGAGGAUUGCCCCCAGGCACCUGGAGAUGCCAGAAACAAACACCCGACAACCUACCUCUACACCUCGCCGCCAGAACACUGUGCUGCCAGCGCAUUCAUUACAUACCUCGCACAACCCCUCUAACCACAACCUGCACCGGCUUGACUGCCGCCCCGUAUAAUCAAUUUUAAUUGCUGGUAUUUCGAAGAGCACGCGCAUGACACGCCCACCAUGGGUAUCACUCGACGUGCAAAAGAUAAGGCCGCGCGGGCCGACCGCUCUGGCGGCGGGGGCGGCGGAGGCGGCUCAAGCAAGCCCAAGAAGGCCACUUACGAUACCACAAAAAAGAAGGAAAUUGGCGUCUCCGACUUGACAUUGCUGCGGACCGUGUCCAACGAGGCCAUCAACGAGAAUUUGAAGAAGCGUUUCGAGGGCGCCGAGAUCUACACCUACAUUGGCCAUGUCUUGGUUUCCGUCAACCCCUUUCGCGACCUCGGCAUCUACACCGACCAGGUCCUCGACAGCUACCGGGGGAAAAACCGGCUGGAGAUGCCCCCGCACGUCUUCGCCAUCGCCGAGUCCGCCUACUACAACAUGAAGGCGUAUAAGGAGAACCAGUGCGUGAUUAUCUCGGGCGAGUCCGGUGCCGGAAAGACCGAGGCCGCCAAGCGCAUCAUGCAGUACAUCGCCAAUGUGUCAGGAGGGGGCGAGACGGGCGACAUCCAGCAGAUCAAGGACAUGGUAUUAGCGACCAACCCCCUGCUCGAAUCGUUCGGCAAUGCGAAGACGCUGCGGAACAACAACUCGUCGCGCUUCGGCAAGUAUCUACAAAUCCACUUCAACGCCCAGGGCGAGCCGGUCGGUGCCGACAUCACAAACUACUUGCUCGAGAAGUCGCGGGUGGUGGGCCAGAUCGUCAACGAGCGCAACUUCCACAUCUUCUACCAGUUCACCAAGGGGGCGUCGCAACAAUACCGGGAGACGUUUGGUAUCCAGAAGCCCGAGACGUACAUCUACACCAGCAGGUCCAAGUGCUUUAAUGUCGACGGGAUCGACGACUUGGCCGAGUACCAGGAUACGCUUAACGCCAUGAAGGUUAUUGGCCUCUCGCAGCCAGAGCAGGACAACAUCUUCCGGAUGCUAGCCGCCGUCCUCUGGACCGGUAACCUCGUUUUCCGCGAGGACGAGGACGGAUACGCGGCUGUGUCGGAUCAGUCGGUCGUAGAUUUCUUGGCUUAUCUCCUCGAAGUCGACCCGGCUCGUCUCGUCCACGCCAUCACCAUCCGCGUCCUCACACCGAGGAAUGGGGAAGUGAUCGAGUCCCCUGCCAAUGUGGCACAAGCGACGGCGACCAGGGACGCCCUUGCCAAGGCCAUCUACUACAACCUGUUCGACUGGAUUGUUGAACGAGUAAACCAGUCCUUGAGGGCGAGGCAGGCUGCUACCAACUCGAUCGGUAUUCUCGACAUCUACGGGUUCGAGAUUUUCGACAAGAACAGCUUCGAGCAGCUGUGUAUCAACUACGUGAACGAGAAGCUGCAGCAAAUCUUCAUCCAGCUAACCCUGAAGGCGGAGCAAGACGAGUAUGCGCGGGAGCAGAUCAAGUGGACCCCUAUUUCCUACUUCGACAACAAGAUCGUGUGCGACCUGAUUGAGUCUGUCAGGCCGCCUGGUGUCUUCUCCGCCAUGAAGGAUGCUACAAAGACGGCCCAUGCGGACCCUGCUGCUUGCGACCGCACAUUUAUGCAGAGCAUCAACGGCAUGUCGAACCCCCACCUGACCCCUCGGCAGGGCAACUUUAUCAUUAAGCACUACGCUGGCGAUGUCACGUACACGGUCGAUGGCAUCACGGAUAAGAACAAGGAUCAGCUUCUGAAGGGCAUCCUCAAUCUCGUCCAAGGCAGCCAGAACAAGUUCCUCCACGACAUCUUCCCCCAGCAGGUGGACCAGGAUAACCGGAAGCAACCGCCAUCGGCAGGCGACAGGAUCAAGACUUCUGCCAACGCGUUGGUAGAAACGCUCAUGAAAUGCCAGCCUUCAUACAUCAGAACCAUCAAGCCCAACGAGAACAAGUCGCCGACCGAGUACAACGUCCCCAACGUGCUCCACCAGAUCAAAUAUCUGGGUCUCCAAGAGAACGUGCGUAUUCGCCGCGCUGGUUUCGCCUACCGCCAAUCGUUCGAAAAGUUUGUCGACCGCUUCUUCUUGCUCUCUCCCGCGACGUCAUACGCUGGCGAGUACACCUGGCAAGGUUCCUAUGAAGCUGCCGUUAAGCAGAUCCUCAAGGACACGAGCAUUCCCCAGGAAGAAUGGCAGCUCGGUGUCACGAAGGCCUUCAUCAAGUCGCCCGAGACGCUGUUUGCGCUAGAGCAUAUGAGAGACCGGUACUGGCAUAACAUGGCGACGCGUAUCCAGCGCAUGUGGCGAGCCUACCUCGCGUACAGGGCCGAGUCCGCGACCCGAAUCCAGCGGUUCUGGAGGAAGAAGCGGACCGGCGCCGAGUACCUCCAGCUCCGGGACGACGGUCACAGGGUGCUCCAGGGCCGGAAAGAGCGCAGGCGGAUGAGCAUACUCGGCUCACGGCGUUUCCUCGGCGACUAUCUCGGCAUCAACGCGAGCGCCGGGCCCGGAGUCCAGAUACGUAACGGCAUCCAGCUAGGGAACAACGAGCGAGCCGUCUUCUCUUGCCGUGGAGAGGUUCUCGAGGCCAAGUUUGGCCGGUCCAGCAAGCCUAGUCCCAGAACCAUCGUGGUCACCAGCAACAAGUUUUACGUCGUGGCUCUGGUGAUGGGCCAAAACAACCAGGUUCAGGUCGUGGUUGAGCGCUCUUUUCCGCUGGGGGCAAUCAAGUUCGUUGGCACAUCCACAGCUCGGGACGACUGGUUCUCCUUGGGCGUGGGGUCGCAGCAAGAGGCUGACCCACUGCUGAACUGCGUUCUCAAGACGGAGAUGUUCACGCAAAUGAAGAGGGUGAUGCCCGGCGGGUUCAACUUGAAGAUCGGAGAGACGAUCGAGUACGCAAAGAAGCCUGGUAAAAUGCAGCUCGUCAAGGUUCUAAAGGACUCGCCAACCCCGCAUGAUUUCUACAAGAGCGGCGCCGUACAUACACAACAAGGAGAGCCACCGAACUCUGUCUCUCGACCAACACCCAAGGGCAAGCCCGUCCCCCCGAGGCCGAUUACGCGGGGCAAACUGAUCAAGCCCGGCGGCCCGGGCGGCAGGCCCUCUAGGGUUCCUGUCAACCGCACGCCCCAGCCCCGACCGUCAGGCGCUUCCGCGGCGGCUGCUUCAAGGCCAGUCCCGCAACCUCAGCCGGCGGCGGCAGCGGCAGCAGCAGCCGUCAGCAUUCCCUCGCACACCCGGCAAAAGUCCAACUCGUCGGCUGUACGCGCGCCUCCCCCUCCGCCCCCUGCUGCGCCGCCUGCAAAGCCAAAGAUCAUGGCCAAGGUCCUCUACGAUUUUGCUGGCCAACGAGACAAUGAGCUGUCCAUUAAGGCUGGGCAGGUGAUUGAGAUCGUCCAGAAGGAGAAUAACGGUAAGUCUUUCACACUCAAAUUGUUCACCUAUGUAUCGUUGCUAACCGAUCUACCCGAAUUAGGCUGGUGGCUCGCCAAGGUUUCCGGUGGACAAGCGUGGGUCCCGGCGGCGUACGUGGAGGAGCAAGAAGCAGCGCCGGUCCCGGCCCCUCGGCCACCGCCACCCCCGCCGGCGGCGAACGGGGCAGCUGCACGGGCGAAGCCGGCCGCGCCGCAGCCCCCAGCCAAGCGCCCCGCGGCGGGGAGGAAGCCGGCGGCGUUGCAGGGCCGCGAUUCGGCCAUGAGCAUGAACGGGUCGGACAGCAGCAGGAGCAGUACCCCGACGCCGAGCCUGGGUCCCAGCUUGGCGGAUGCCUUGUUGGCGAGGAAGAACGCCAUGGCGAGGAAGGAUGAUGAUGAUGAUUGGUAGAUAGGUUAGCGUUGUUGGGUGAAUGGCGAGGCGCGUUUGGUCGAUAGCGAUAGACUGACUUGUCAAGGCAUCGAAGCCUCCCUUUGUGUUGGUGUGCCAUGGUCAUCACGCAG